AUGACAUCAAUAAAAGGCAUCGAGAAACAAGGUAUACUCACCAUUCUUGAUUCUGAUAUCAAGCCAACAGCCUCCUUAAGAAAAACACUUUCAGCUGAUAUGUCUUCAAAGAAAUGGCUGUUACAAAAUGGGUUUUUCUCCAUGAAAAAGAUUGCAUCAUCUGAAGAACUGGUGAUCAAGUGUUCUGAUUCAUCUUCUUCAUCAGAAAGUGAAGAAGAAUGUGAAGAAAAUUUGCCAGGGCAAGAUGGAAUUUGGAGGUCAAUUCAAUUACAGAAAGAGAAGAAGAAUAAUCAGAUGGAUCAAAAUCCAUCUGGAUUAGAUUGUUGGGGUUCAAUUCUCUCUCAAAAGAACAAUCAAGAUUCAUCCAAGAAUUCUUCAACACCUUACGUUCAUCCUCUUGCGAAAAGAUCUUCCAGCAGUUUGAGUCAAAAAAGUCUUGAAAUUUGUACUGAAAAUCUUGGAUCAGAAACUGGCUCAGAUUGUUUUUCCUUGGACCCUCCUAAAACAGAAAAUUACUGCCAAGAAAAAGUGUCCAAAUCCUUCGGAGAUUUUAAUGCUGUCAAGUACAAGACAGUUUCCCCUCGGCCAUUUCCCCCUCCAAUUCCUUCUAUUGGCGAUGACAGUGGAAAUUCACUUCGUAUGCACUGCCAGCGCCAAAAUGGGAGAUUAAUUCUUGAAUCUGUGUCUGCUCCUUCAAGAAACUGCUUCCAGGCUUGCCGCCAGGAUGGCCGCCUUAUCCUCACUUUGAUCCAUCCACCAACUUUUCAGGAGGCAGCCGUGAAGGAGGAGGUGGCAGCACCGGCACCGGCAGAGGUGGAAGUGGAGGUGCAGUCUAUGAUUGAGCAGAAUCCCAAACCAGCUGAUGGGAUAAUAAGUGUGGAUAAAUCAGGAUUGAUGGUGAAGAAGUUCUUGGGACUAGGAAACAAGAUGAAUCCAACAUGGUGUAACAAAUUCAACAAAACUGUCAAGUUAAUUGAGGUUGGGGAGGAGCUGCCACUUCCACCAUUGCCACCACCAAGAGUAGCUCAGCUGAUUUCCACACCACCACCACCGGCCGCUACCGCCUCGUUCAAUGCCUACGAAUACUUCUGGCGGAGCAAGACAAGCUUCAUCACUACUACACAAUACAUUCCCAUAAAAAGCAACCACAAGAUUUCCCAUUCCAAUGGUGAAAAAAAACAUGAACACCAAGAUUUGGUGCUCAUUUGCCCUUUGUUGAAGGGAUGCAAAGAACAAAGGAAGUCUCUAUUAAUUUGGGAGCCAAACUGCAUUGCCACCUCCUAA
Messenger RNA from Fraxinus pennsylvanica, 1284 nucleotides. NCBI's taxonomy places the organism in Eukaryota, Viridiplantae, Streptophyta, Magnoliopsida, Lamiales, Oleaceae. The record is from the annotation of a GenBank genome assembly.